AUGUGGAAACGAAUGGGCCGACGCGCAGAGGAGAAGCAAAUCGGCAAUCCGGUGCUCCUUGAAACCACCUAUGACCAAGACCAACUCAGGCAUAUACCCACGGUUUCCGACGCACAAAAUGCCGCCUACCAGGCUGAAUCCUUCUCUCCACCGAUCCAAACGUAUUCCUAUAACAUAUAUUCCCCUCAUGACCCCCGAGCAUAUCAACCUUCAGGAACGCACUCUGUUUCGCCUCCCUACGGUCGAUCCUCUCCCCCACAGAGACUAGACUACACAAAGGGAAGUGCCACGUAUUCUACGACCGCCGACAUAUCACCACCCAGCUCCCCCGAACCCGACGAUGAGGAGCGCGACCCAAGGAAACCACGGCGCUUUCGUUCCAUGCGAGAUGUAUCGCCUCUAGAUGAGAGCCGCGGCCAGCCCACCACCAUGCGCAGUAACAUCCCGGUUCUUCGCCGAGUGCCCGACAACACACCGCCGCGGGCAAGCACUCAGAAGUUCUGGCCGGGCAAGGUCGCCCCCGACGGCAAAGUGCGAUGGGAUGAGUAUUCUGGGGAGCCUACUUCUGGGAAUGCGGGGAAAGCUGGGCAGGUCAAUCCGCUCGCUUUCGCCAAGGAAGCAGUGUCUUUGCGCUCUCACCCGAUUACUUCGCGCGACACAAUGACUGGGACUCAGAUGAACGCAACAAGGAAGAUGGCUCCUGGACUUGAGCGUCCAGGUUAUACAGGCGUAAAGCCAACACUCGUUGACAUCACCUUCACUCCUCGAGAGCCAUGGAAGGGGGCGAGUGGCCGAGCGGAAAUCGUGCAGCCGUUUCGUGAUCAACCCGCAAAACAACCUCUCAACUUCCAGCGGAAGCCCGAGCCCAGAGCAGUUAAAGGAGGGCCAAGGAACAUAUCGAGUCCGGUGGCGUCGCCUACCGGCCGCGUUCCUGCAGCGGCUGACACCGGACCUGUCGCAGAUGGCUCACAAGCGUAUGGCGCGCAUGACGACCCCAUUAAGCCCGUUGUACCCCUCAAAGUCGGAAGGAAUUCUCCUCCUCGAAGUAUCGCUUCUCCAAGGACACCGCAUACUCCUGUGAUCCCUCCUCUGGCGUCGGCGCCUUCUAGGGGACCUCCGAGUUCCGGCGCAUAUGCCGAGCCCAGCACAAAUCCGCCAGUAGGGACCCAGACAGACCAGCAACAAUCUACAGAGAGAAACAUACCGAAGGAACCCGCGACACCACCGGGGCAGAAGAUCAGCAGAAAAUCCACCGAAGAACAAACUCCCGGCUCUACGGCUGCAAGCAAAGACGGGCCCGUCAGCCGGUUCAGCUGGACGACUUACAACUCCAGCACCACGUAUCAGCAGUCACAGCAUUCGCCUCCUCCCUCACCACCUCCGCCUCUCCCUACCUCCGCCGCAGCGCUCGACCAGCAACCCCUGCCUGCCGCAUCCUCGAUCCUCAAUCGUCGCCGCCCAGUGCCACCCGCGUCGGAGAAAGUCACGGCGCGUAAACCCCUCGCGUCAACCACUCCAAGCCCAUCCGCACAAUCCUCUACCAUGAGGACCAACGACCCUCCCUCCCCCCGGUCCCCCUCCGGCUUCUCCACCAAGACCCAAAAGGCCCUACCGCGUCCCCCGACCGAACUCUCGGCGGCCGAUCACGUCGACAUCCUGGAAGCGCAGAUGGAGGACCUGCGCAUCCGACGGUCCAACGUGCACCGGCUGCUGCAGGAUCUGAACAACCAGGCGCCUCCGAACCCGCUGAUUACGGACUUCAAGACGGCGCGGAUGGUGGAGAAGCGGAAGAAGGAGUUUGAGGACGAGUUGGCGGAGAUUAGGGCCGAGGAGCAUGGGGUGGGGUUGCGGCUGCAUCGGGCGCUGAGGAAGAGGGAGAGGGAGGAUCCGAACGCGGGGAGUGCGAUUUGGGUGAGGCGGGUUACGCGGUAG
Molecule: messenger RNA, 1932 nt
Organism: Westerdykella ornata
Lineage: Eukaryota; Fungi; Ascomycota; Dothideomycetes; Pleosporales; Sporormiaceae
Exons: 2
Coding region: 1-1932 (643 amino acids)
Source: RefSeq, a predicted model, not a curated record